This is a messenger RNA of Sinocyclocheilus anshuiensis, 1058 nucleotides long. Its product is annotated as cytochrome P450 2K1-like. NCBI's taxonomy places the organism in Eukaryota, Metazoa, Chordata, Actinopteri, Cypriniformes, Cyprinidae. Gene Ontology annotation, cellular component: intracellular membrane-bounded organelle; cytoplasm. Gene Ontology annotation, molecular function: oxidoreductase activity, acting on paired donors, with incorporation or reduction of molecular oxygen, reduced flavin or flavoprotein as one donor, and incorporation of one atom of oxygen; heme binding; iron ion binding. The record is from RefSeq and is a predicted model, not a curated record. The transcript has 3 exons. Gene Ontology annotation, biological process: xenobiotic metabolic process. Bases 85 to 408 code for a protein of 107 amino acids.
UGGAGAAAAAUCCUGGAAUGUUUUCCUCAAAAAUCUUAAUUUCUUUUCGACUGAAGAAAGAAUGACAUAAACAUCUUGGAUUACAUGGGGGGCACAAUAGUGACCGGCAAUUUGACAUCAGUGCUGUUUGAUGAGUCCGAGUGGGAGACGCCUCACUGUUUUAACCCGGGUCACUUCCUGGAUGCAGAGGGCCAAUUUAGGAGAAGAGAUGCCUUUUUACCUUUUUCUCUAGGAAAGAGAGUGUGUCUUGGGGAGCAACUGGCACGGAUGGAGCUGUUCCUCUUCUUCUCCGCUCUGCUGCAGCGCUUCACUUUCUCUUCACCAGCGGGUGUGGAGCCCAGCUUGGAUUUUAAACUGGGGGCCACUCACUCUCCCCAACCAUAUGAAUUAUGUGCAGUGCCACGCUAAAACAAGCAAUGCAUAAAUCAUUUUAUGCAUUUCAGUAAUUAAAAAAAAAAAAUGUUGUAAAAAAGAACCCAAAAUGUGUGGGUCUUUGUGCAAACAUGAUGAUGCAUUUUAGCUUAUUAUUUGGUUGUUCGGAUGUAGACUGGCAAUUGGUUAGUUGGUUAUUUGGUGGUUUAAAUAAUACAACAAUAUUUACAAAUAAAUCCACUGGAAAAAAGGAUCAUGAGUAUAAGUCAUAAAGGGGAACAAAAUAAAUCUAUAAAAAGUGGUAAAAUGUCUUAAAUUCAGUUGUAUCAAAUUUAAGGUAAAAAAGUGCUAUAAUACCUUAAUUAUCAUUUGAAAAGGUUUUAAAUGUGGGGUCGGAAGAAUCAAAAUGUGGCCUAUACUGUGAUUUACUGUGAAGGCUCACUGUAAGAAAUUCAACUUUCGAAAAGUUCUACUAACAAAUGUAAAAAAGUAGCCUGAACAAAGAAUUUUUAGUAGGAGAAGUCAGUUUAAUUUUUUGUGUGAACCGAAUAAAAAUACACACGUCGCUAGCAAAAGUUUUGUUUACUUUACUUAGGUACUCAAGUAUUUGUUCACAACAUAUCCAGAUGUUCUCCCAACUUUUCAAAUUUGAGUCAUCUGAACAAACAAUUUUACAUUGAACAAUA